UAGAUCAUGACAUCCGAACUUGAAUUAUUGAAACAGCGUAUCACUGAACUUGAGGCUGAGAAUGCAGAGCUUAGGAAGGAGAAUACUGAACUUUUAAAGCAGAUUAUGGAGGAGAACACUAGACGUGAUGUUAGAGUUGAGAAACUGGAGCAAAAAAAUAAGGAGCUUGAGACCAGACUUGCGAUAGUGGAACAGGCUUCCUUACCAGUGGAAGAGCAGACGUAUAAUGAUAAUCCUUCUGACAAUAGUACAUCUAACUUUAAUUCAGUUACAGAGUAUCAUGAGAAACUAUUAGUGAAUGUGGAAACAGAUAAUUCCUUAAUGGCUAACGGCAAAUCGUUGGAAGAGAAAGAUAUGGAUAGUUUCUUGCUUGAGGCUCAUAAGAAAAUCGUUAGUAGUGAAAUAAAGCAAUGCAAUAAGGAGAAGAAACUUUUGCGUGAGUCAGCCUUCCUUAAGGUAUUACCUUCUGCAGGAAAUAAUCCAACUGUUUUCUCGGGAAACGAUAAAAUUGAAAGUAGUACAAAAACCAUUUCCUCAGGAAAUGAUCAGAUGGUUUCAGAGAAGUCGGAAAAAAUUGAGAAAACUUCAAGAAAUCAGCAAAAGGUUAUUCAAGAUUUUGACGACUCUGAUGAAAUCAAGCUCACUAAAAAUCAGAAUAUAGAACUUGAUUUAAUACGAGAUUUACAGAGUGGCAGUAUUAUUGCUUCACUUUCCGAAAUUAGUGAGCAGUAUUCAUCCUCUUGCGAAGCAUCUUACGGCCAAAUUACAACACAAAGCCUAAUCCAUUUGUUUCGAAAUGCAACACGAGCUGGACAUGAAGAGAUUUUGUCCUGGGUUCAUUAUUCAGAUAAUUUUGAAAAUGAGGUUGUUGAAAUUCGUCGUGAGACAGGAGUUACUGAUAAAACUGCAAGAACUCAAAUAUAUAAGGAAAUGUUAGAACAUCUGGCUGGUAUUACGCCUGUUGCCUUGCGAAUUAAAACUCUUAGAGCCAAAAAAGUUCGCAAAAUUGUUUGGAGAGAAUGGUAUCAAGUAACCUCAAAAACUGUUUUCUUGGGAAACGAUCAGAGUCAUGUGCCUUCGAAAACCAUCAAUGGUGAUGCAUCUUCGAAACUUGCAUCAACUGCACCUAUUCCUUCAACCCACGUCUCUGCUGAAGGCGCUAAAGGCAAUAAUUCUUCAAAUGAUUCCUCUAGAAACAGUUCAAAGAAUAUACCCAAAGCUAAUGAUGAUCUUAUGCCUACGUCAAUGGAAAAAAGAACUAAUGAAGUUAAAAGGUCCCUCAGGGAGGCCUCAAAGAGGCGGGACCAGACAGAUGAUGAUAGUGAUGAUAGUGAUUGUAGUCACAACAGCGAUUCUGAAGAAGAGAGGCUAGAUGAUUCAGAUGAUGGAUACGAUGGAUACAGUGGAUACGGUGGAUACGAUGAAUACGGUGGAUACGAUGAAUACGAUGAAUGGGGUAAUCAUGAUAGAGUAGGCAGAAAAUGCUGUGGAAAGCCAGAACUUUCAGUGAUGGUUGGAUGUGAUAUCACAGGCCUUGAUUAUGAUGAAAUGUCAGAACGCAUCAAAGCUACUACGAAAUUUGAUUUUGUCUAUGUACAUAAGAAGAAGGAUAAAGGUUUUGGUCAUAUUCACUUUGAAUCAUGGGAAGAAUCAUCUCAGUUUUAUUAUAGUACGAAGGAUAAGCAUUUCUACUAUGAUGGUGAUAAAGAAAGAGGUCUAAUACACUUUUAUGGUGCAACUUAUUAUAAUUCUACUCGAAAGGUUGUUUAUAAAAUGGAUACUGAGACGGCCAAUACUGGAACCUUAACUUCUGUUAUUAAGAUUAGUGACCAUAAUGAUAUAAAUGAGUAUGAGAGCCAUACAUUCAAUAUAGUUUUGCAUACACUUGGAAUAAGAAACAAAGCAGAUCUCUUAGUAUCUUCUGUUAGCAACAAGUUGAUUAUUAUUGAGGGGAAUUUCAGUGAAAAGUCUGUCCCCGGGAAAUCUAUCAAAAAUUUUUUACCUAUAGGACCGUUCAAAGCAGAAGUGGAGCUUCCAAGUGGAGUUAAAACCAUUUCAGUUAAAAUUGAGAUUGAGCAUGGUGUGUCAACUGUUACAUUGGAAAAAAGUAAAAAAGUUUUUGAAAUAAUCUAA
This is a messenger RNA of Rhizophagus irregularis DAOM 181602=DAOM 197198, 2133 nucleotides long. RefSeq lists its product as uncharacterized. The record is from RefSeq and is a predicted model, not a curated record. Lineage: Eukaryota; Fungi; Glomeromycota; Glomeromycetes; Glomerales; Glomeraceae.